GGCUCCAUCUGUGCGCGGGCACGCCGCGGGAGCGCGCAGAGCUCAUCAUGUCCUCCAGGUGGAUCUCCCUGUAGUUUCUCCCCACAAUCAGACUUGAUCAAAUCAUCUUCAUCAUCAUCUUCAUCGGUUCUGCUGUGCGCGCGCCCGUGUGUUUGUGUGCGUGAUGCGCGUGCUGGUGUUCUGGUCGGCGGCGUGCGUGUUCUUCGCUGCAGUGAGGUGCGUCCCUCUGCUGGAAGAGAAGAGCGCGGACUGUUCUUCUGAUGGGGUCAGUAGUGCUGAUGGACAGACGGUGGGCUGUGAGCGACGAGAGACCGAUGAAGCUCAAGAGAGACACGAGGGUCUUCUGAGAGAACUGCAGGAGCUGGCUCAACACGAGAAAGACAGAGAGCAUGAAGACACCCGUGAAAGAGACGACUACGAGCUUAACGACACGUGGGAGGAGGAUGAGGAUGAGGAGGAUGAGGAAGACGAGGGAGCGAUGAAGGAGCAGAAUGAGCGAGACCUGGAUGAGCUUCUGCAGGAGGAGAUCCAGAAGACGGAGGUCCAGAGGAGACAAGACGAGGAGCUGGAGGAGCUGCUGAUGGAGCUGAAGAGGAAACAACAGGAGAAGAAACGCAGGAGGAACCAGGAGGAGGAGGAGGAGAAGAGGAAGAGUGAGCUGGAGCUGAUGGUGGAGAAGGAGAAGGUGGAGAAGGAGCUGAAGGAGCUGCUGGAAGAGCAGAAGAACGACACCAAGAGCUGGAACAAAGAGAAGGAGAAGGAGGAGAAACAGGAGGAGCUGCAGGAGCUGAUGAAGAAGAUGAAGGAGGAGAAGAGGGAGAUGGAGAACGCCAGCGAUGAGGCCACGAGACAGUUCGAGAGAGAGAGAGACGAGGAGGAGGACGAGGAUGAAGAUGAGGAGCUGCUGGAGAUCGAAGCUGAACUGAGGAAAGUGGCAGCACAACUACAUCAACUACGCAGGGGUUAAACACACACACACACACACACACAAUCAGAUAAAACACUCGCAAAUAAGACAUCAUUUAGUCCAUUUAUGAAGGUAUAUAUUCAUAAGCUCAUAUAGGUAGUUCAUUCAUCGUGCUUCACUUUCCUGCUGCAGAUGUGUUUAGUGCACAGUCACGCUAGCCACGCCCCCUACUCAUCACUCCCCGCCUCCUCAUUUGAAUAUUUUAGCAUACAUAUCUGUAUUGUAAUGCAAUACUUUCUUGAGUGGUACGACUAAUAUAAUGAGACACAUAUGAUGAAAUAUUAAUGUGAUUUGUGCUCUUGACUGUUACUGUAAAUCUGAAUCAUUCUGCUGUGUGUGAACAUGGCUUAAACUGUUCUGGGGUCAGAACGCCAGCCGCUGAGACUGAGUGUGUGUGUGUGUGUGUGUGAGAGGGAGUGUGUGUGUGUAUGUGUGUGUGUGUGUGUGAGUUGGACAGGAAACGCCGGCGUUCUUUCCCUGCAUGUUGCACUUUCUUGAAAGCAGCCAAUGAGAGCAGGUCUGGUCACAGACUCCGCCCACACACACAUUGUUGUCAUUGAGUUUUAAUAGAUUUGAAAGUAAAACCAGCAAUAAGAGACAGAGGAGCUGAUCAAUACACGACUGUUGACCGCAGAAUGAAUCUCAUAUUUAUUACGAAUGUAAAUGCAGAUUAGCGGAACAUAUAAUGGCGUUCCAGUCGAGAGAAUAGUUCUGUGUUUGGUUUAAUAAAGAUCUGUUGACUGAAA
Molecule: messenger RNA, 1713 nt
Organism: Carassius carassius (crucian carp)
Lineage: Eukaryota; Metazoa; Chordata; Actinopteri; Cypriniformes; Cyprinidae
Product: retrotransposon-like protein 1
Exons: 6
Coding region: 164-967 (267 amino acids)
Source: RefSeq, a predicted model, not a curated record